Antrostomus carolinensis (chuck-will's-widow) is the source of this 1719-nucleotide messenger RNA. RefSeq names its product signal peptide peptidase like 2A (gene SPPL2A). Lineage: Eukaryota; Metazoa; Chordata; Aves; Caprimulgiformes; Caprimulgidae. Gene Ontology annotation, molecular function: aspartic endopeptidase activity, intramembrane cleaving. The transcript has 15 exons. Bases 64 to 1425 code for a protein of 453 amino acids. The record is from RefSeq and is a predicted model, not a curated record. Gene Ontology annotation, cellular component: lumenal side of endoplasmic reticulum membrane; cytoplasmic side of endoplasmic reticulum membrane; lysosomal membrane. Gene Ontology annotation, biological process: membrane protein proteolysis.
GUGACUCUGGAAAACCUGACUUCUACAGUACUCUGCAAUUAUUCUGAAGUUCCAUCUGGCUUAAUGAAGGACAAAGCUGUUGUAGUGAUGAGAGGAAACUGCACUUUUUUGGAGAAAGCAAGAAUUGCACAAAGUUCAGGUGCUAAAAUGCUGUUGAUUGCCAGUAAACCUAGGCUGUCUCCUCUUUCAGAUAACAAGACUGAUUUUGAAGAUGUGACUCUUCCAGUUGCUCUGAUAAGAUAUAAUGACAUAGUAGAUAUGCAGCUGAUGCUUGGAAGUGAAAUUGAUGUGACCCUGUAUUCACCACCUUUGCCAGAGUUUGAUAGCAGUAUGGUUAUCAUCUUCCUAAUUGCUGUGUUUACAGUGGCACUAGGAGGCUACUGGAGCGGAGUAGCAGAACUUGAGAAUCUGAAGGCAAUAGCAAGUCCUGGGGAGAGAGAAACAAGACGGAAAAAGGAAGAAAAUGUUACUUUCACCCCUGUGACAGUUAUCUUGUUUGUUGUCAUCUGUUGUGUCAUGCUGGUCUUACUUUAUUUCUUCUACAAAUGGUUAGUGUAUGUUAUAAUAUCAGUCUUCUGCUUGGCAUCAGCAAUGAGUCUAUACAACUGUCUUGCGGCAUUAGUAGGAGAAAUACCAUUUGGGCAGUGCAGGAUUGUAUGUGGCAACAAAAACAUUGAAGUGAGGCUUAUUUUUCUUGCUGCAUUCUGCAUAGCAGCAGCUGUCAUCUGGGCAGUGUUUCGAAAUGAAGAUAGGUGGGCUUGGAUUUUGCAAGAUAUUCUGGGAGUUGCUUUCUGCCUAAAUUUUAUUAAAACACUGAAAAUGCCCAACUUUAAGUCCUGUGUGAUACUUCUAGGCCUUCUCCUUCUAUACGAUGUGUUUUUUGUCUUCAUAACACCAUUUAUCACAAAGAACGGGGCGAGUAUAAUGGUUGAAGUUGCAGCUGGUCCUUUUGGAAACAGUGAAAAGAAUGAUGGAAACUUGGUGGAAGUCCCUACUGAACGCUCAGCUCCCCAUGAGAAAUUACCUGUGGUUAUUAGAGUGCCUAGAAUUGAAUACUCUGCAGCGACACUGUGUGACAUGCCAUUUUCAUUGUUGGGUUUUGGAGACAUUAUUGUCCCAGGGCUUCUGGUUGCCUAUUGCCGAAGAUUCGAUGUUCAAACAAGUUCAUCUUCAAUAUACUACAUUUCCUGUACAAUAGCUUAUGCCAUUGGUAUGGUGCUGACUUUCAUUGUUUUGGCAUUAAUGAAGAUGGGACAACCUGCCCUUCUCUAUCUUGUACCAUGUACACUCAUUACUAGCUCGCUUGUUGCUUGGAGGCGCAAAGAGAUGAAGAAGUUUUGGAAAGGAAGCAAUUACCAGGUAUCGGACUCCUCCAGGACGCCUUUGCUACAAGAUGAUGGAACACCUGGACUAUACAGGAAAUGAAGAAAGCACAGCACCAGCCAGUGAACAGCGUGCAAGACAAUAACAUGUAGGAUCCUGAUUUAAAGUAGUACUCAAAUUUUCUACAAGUUAAUUACAGUAAAUUUGGUGAAAUUUUACAAUAGAGUAUUUCCUAUUCUGUGUCAAAGGGUUUUUUACUCCCGUACCUAUAUUUUUAUGGAAAAUAUUGUUGAUAACAUAAAAGUAAUCAAAAUAGACUUGCAUUUUUACAGGCAAACCAUAGCUAGUAAAACCGUGCCUUAUUUUGAUUUAAAUAAAAGGAUAUUUUCUAUGCAA